This is a messenger RNA of Enterobius vermicularis (human pinworm), 6558 nucleotides long. NCBI's taxonomy places the organism in Eukaryota, Metazoa, Nematoda, Chromadorea, Rhabditida, Oxyuridae. The record is from the annotation of a GenBank genome assembly.
AUGUUUGAUAUUAUUUCAGCUUUUUCAACAGUUACUGCUCAAAGUACCGAUGAUAUUGUUUUAGAUGCAGGCUCAUUACUUAUCAUACAACAAAAUUGUAGCUUUGUCAAUGAUUGCUCACAAAAUGGUUACUGUAUCGGUUCUAAUUUAUGUGCAUGUAAUCCUGGUUUUUUGGGGGCAGACUGUUCACAGUUUUCUUGCGAAAAUUUAAAUAACUGCUCUACAAAUGGUUACUGUGUUUCGUUUAACGUCUGCAAAUGUUUUCCUGGAUGGGAUUCAGAAGACUGUUCUCUUCCAUCUUGCAAACAGCUUGCCAAUUGUAGUGGUCAUGGUCUAUGCGUCUCGUUUAAUGAGUGUCAGUGUGAAGACAUGUUCGAAGGAGAAGACUGCAGUAUUCCAAAAAAAAGCUGUGAAAUCACUGGCUGCAGCAAACACGGAAUUUGCAUAAAUCAUCAAUGUAUAUGCGAAGAUCACUGGACGGAUUCACAGUGCUCACAACCUUUGUGCACCGAGGUAAAUAACUGCUCAAGCGUUGGCAUCUGCGUUGGUCCUAAUUUAUGCCAGUGUUAUACUGGUUUGUCUGGAGAGGAUUGCUCGAUAUGCGAUUCGCCAAUAUGUAGCCAAUGUCAUCUUAGAUGUAUCCAUGGAGAAUGCGAUAAAAUGAAGAAUGAAUGUUUAUGUUGGAAAGGAUGGACUGGUUAUGCAUGUGAUGUGUGUUACGGAGUAGAUUGUGAAGUUUUUGCGAUGGCUUUCUUUGUAUUACCGUCAGCAAUUGGAUUACAUCAAACUGGAGAAGUAGUUUCGGUUUAUGGCAACGAUUUUCCAAAAUCUGAAAAUGGGCGCUACACAUGUUUAUAUGGAAGUGUGGGUUCGGAAGGUAGAUACGUUUCAUCGUCGCUAAUAAGAUGCACUAUUCCAAGUCAAAUGGCUAGCGGCCGCUAUUCAUUCCAUGUGAUACCAUAUGGUGUUGAUUCUGUUAUACCAUUUGUUGACAAGAAACUGGUACAUGUCACUUUUUUUAACGAAUGUAACCAAUCUGAAUGUGAUGGUUCAUGUAUUGGAGCCCUCUGCGUAUGUCCAAUUGAUAAAGAUGGCGUUACGUGUAGUGACGCGAAGAUUCUUUCCAAUGGCAGUUGGGAUAUUACUGACAACGAAAGCUUAACAAAUGCGAUUGAAGGAGUUCCUUAUAGCGCACGUCUUCCAAUACAGGACGUAAGUGUGGUAUUUAAUACAAAAAGUGAUAUACCUGAACUUCUGGUGUCCCCUACUGGUCUGGUCACCUGGCAAAAACCCAUUGGUCGAGACAAACCCUACUCUGUCAGUGUAGUUGUCGAAGCUUCUGGUGGUGAUUUAUUAUUCAAUUGGAAUUUAACUGUUUCUCCGACCUAUGUACCAAAGCUGGUGAAAGCAGUGACGCUUGGACAAACCAACAAGAAACAACUUCAGGGCAUAGUAGCAUUCAAAAAUCAAAAGAAUUUUGGAAGGGUUCCUGUUCGUCUACUAAUUUACAAGCAGAAUCAGCUUUAUGAAGACAGAGUUGUACAAAGCAAUGAUGACGGUACUGUGGAAACGACUUUUUUCCCUCUCGAACAACCAUCGUUGUACGCCGCAGUAGCAUCUCAUCCAGGAGUGACCAUCCAAAGUCGGGAGUUUGACUGGAAAGAGGCAGUCGAGUGGAAAGAUCCAGAACUUCAAGUUACUUUUGAGAAAACAUUGCUUGUAUCCUCAAAUAUGUUAGCUCGAACAGUAUACGAAGUAAGAAGUGCGCUUGAGAAGCCAGUUGGUUGCAAAAUUGAAGUGCUUUUCCCAAGAGAUAAAUUGGAGUUGAAAACAGUGGAGAAGGAAUAUCCUGAAAAUAAAGGAGAUUCUUUAAUCUUAAAUGCAUCAUUCGCUAUUCACAAAACGCUUGAUCACUGUUUGGCACGUAUUCAGAUAUACUGCGCUAACACAGUAAAAAAAGUUAUCAGGCAAAACUUUAGAAAUGGUCUAGUUCACUCAACUUUUAUUCCCGACAUCACCGAACUAAAUAUUGAAUACAGUCCUCAAAUUUUACCAAAACUGUAUCCUGUUAGGUUUCUGAAUAAAGGUUACAAUUUUUAUUCGCCGAUAAAAAUAAAGAUUGACCCUGGAAAUACUCCACUAUUUAUUGCCUCGGUUAGUCCACCAUUAGAUAACUACAACAUGUAUAACAGCGAAGGAUCUGAACUGCUGGUAACUUUUGCUUAUGCAGCACCCGGAGCAGCCCUUGAGGAGUCCCUCCAAGGAAAUAUAUCGCUCUUGAUGGCCGAGACCCUGCUCGUUAACGUUCCUUAUAAGUGGACUGUCAUCAAAUGGAAUUUUUUUAAUCUGGUAGUUCGCCUUCAAGACGAGUACACUGCAAUGAAUUUGGCUAGCAGUGUUCAAGAUGCCGAACUAACACUUCGGAGUGCCGAAAACGAAUUUAGCGAAAGACGAAAAAUGAUUAGCGAUGGCAGUUUCGUCUUCCUUUCAAUAAUUGAAGAUAUAUAUGAGUUGAAGGUAUGGUCGCCAAUACAUCAAACAGUAACACUUAUCAUUCAGCCCACACCUACAAAUAACUCAAUCAAUGUAUUUUUACCACUAUUGUUUCCGUUGCAACCAGUAAUUGAGGACCGACAACUUAAUCUUCAGAUGUUUUACGACGAAAGCAAAGCAAGUCAACUAGUACCUGCACCGGCAUUACGGUUUACUCCAUCAACUAUAAUGCAAGAUUCGAGCCUAGAAACAUUGCUUAUGGAAAACAUUGGAGGUUCUAACGAUUCCUUUAUCUAUUUUGAUGGGUAUCAGUACACACUGAAUGGCAAAUUGUCAUUUAGCUUUUCAAUGAGCCCAUUAGAUUACGGGUUGGGUUGUGGAGAUGGAUACAGAAAAAGUUUUGCUCUGGAUGCUAAUGCAAGAUUUGUUAAUCACAGAUGCAAUGCAUUUGUUAUAAAAGUGCCUUAUUUUUAUAUAAUUCCUAACCUACAAUCAAAUUUUGUCAGAGAAUCGCCUCUACUAAUUGAUCUUCGUGACGCUGAAGAUAACCUUCGGUUUUGUGAAGUGGAUCAUACUAGCACUGUAAAACCGACUUCUUUUUGGCGAAAAAUUGUUGUCAGCUGUGACUGCGCUGAGGACGAACGACAAAAGUGUCGUCAGAAAUAUGUUUCUGCAAGCGUAUGUGGUGACAGUUGGAGGAUGAUUGAAGAAGAUACAGUUUCGUUUCAAACUUUGGCUGCAUUCAUCUUGUUGGGUGCUAACUGUAAUGCUAACGGUGUUCUCUUUAAGGCCGUUAAAGACUCUUUGGAAUGUGUGACCAGUUUGGAAACCAAAUGUCCACUGCUACAAAAAAAAAGUUUUGACGUAAAUCAGAAUACACUGGGUGCAACAAUUGAAGAAAAUAACCUUCAUAUAUUUUUUGAGCAAAUUUCAAAAGUCAAAAGUAAUUUCGAAAGUAUAACAAAACGAUUUUUCGAUAGCUUUGACGCUCUCGAAAGGCAGGCAGUAAAUAUGGCAUCAUUUUAUUUUGAUUUCUUCAACCAGUUUGAGAGUAUAUUUCCUAGUAGUAUUUUCAAAGAAGUGGAGUCUCGAUCAUGGUUUGAUCAGUUUUUUGCUGCUGUAUCUGAAUCUUCUGAAGCGGGAAUUGCGAUUUCUCCAACGGAAUUUGAAAAUUUGAUGGAGAACGGAAGUAGUUUUGAACUUGUUAGUUUAUGGAAUACAACGGUUUCACGAUGGUCCAUAUUUGAUAUUGAGCCUAAGAACGGCAUUUCAUUUAGCAGUGCUCGACGCUUAGUGGCAACCGCAGAUCGCCUAAAAUCAUUGACGAGACAAUAUGAAGCAUCUGAUCCUUUUUCAUUACUACAUAAAAAUAUGGCACUAUUACUUUCUCGUCCCGCUCGUGAAACGAAUGCAGAAGCUAAUCAAAUGGAGACACAGUGUGCUGUUGCUUACCUCGCCACAUCAUCACCAGAAGUCAAUGAAGAUAAAGAGUUCCUUGUAAAACUUAAAGAUUUUCCACUCACAAAUGUGCACGUUUUCUUGGAACUUGUUGAAGUACCAAAAAGUUUUAUGCCAAUCCAAUUUCGCAUUGGUCCACUAUUUGUUGACGGUAUCAAAUCACUGGACGGAUAUUCAUCGUUAAGUCCGAAGUCAACAUUUGAAGCACAAUGGGCAGCAAAAGUUGUCGAAAACAACAGACUAACUCGGUCUUGUAAAUAUCAAGCCGUCGUAGUAUUACAAUUUAUUGCAAAUGGUAAACAAACUGUACAAAGGCUUGAAGCCGAUCCCAUUAUACUUGUACCACAGUCAUCGCUAACACUGCGAUAUUUAUUAGUCCCAGAAGUUCCCUCAAAAAAACUUGGGCUGGACGAUGAUAAUGCAACUUUUAGUGCAAUGGUGGAUUUCAUAAACACUGGUUAUUCAAACUUGUGGGAUGUUAAAAUCGAGCGGUCUGAGGUACUGAUAACUAACACAAAUGACUCGGCAAGCAGGCCAUUUUCUAUUGACAGGAUUUGGAUUGGCGAAGACAAUGGAAACCUGAUUCCACAGUACACAAUACCGCUUAUUUUCUCUGGAGGAGUCGUAACCGUGAAGUAUAAGUUCUCAGUUACGGGGAAGCCUGCACGACUUCGAAACCUGGGAUUAUCUCCUUCUGUUGCAAACAGUGUUGUAAAAGUGGAAAACCCUCAAAUAUUUUAUGUGCAAAAAAUAAUUUCUUCAAUAAGACUGUUGCUUUGUGCGUAUUCAAAUCCUCAAACUUUUUAUUUUUACGACACCGUUAGGUCAACGAUUCAUCGGGUUUUAAUCCCCAGCCUUAUUGAGGUGUCCGAAGAAAAUGGAACCACGUCGGGAAAGAAUUAUAGGAAGCAAACAGCGAAAUUUGAACGAUUGUCAUCAGAAAGCAAUGGUACAGCUUACUUCGUCCGUUUACUAUAUCCGGUUCAGAUUCCAGAGAACUAUGAGAUUCUCAGGAUAAGUCAAGUGUCCUCAGGUGCUUCAAGACAACAAAGAUUAAUUCCACAAUACAAUAUUUGGAGCUCUAAAAAUGAUCAGCAAAGCAUACAUUUCAUUGAUGAAAAUCCACCAUAUUCGGAUACACAAAUUGCUUAUGAGCUUGUGUAUGGCAUGCCUGAUGAUUUUACUUCGCCAGUGUUCGAAUUUUUGUCGUACAAAAUUCCGAUUGUCAGUGAAAAUUGGCCAUCUCCGGGUUCAUCCGUCGCCCGCAUAACUGCAACAUCGCCUACAAAUACAAAAAUUGUUUACGAUAUGUAUUCCUCUGAACCAAAUGACAAUUCAUUUCGAAUAAAACCAAAUACGGGUGACAUAAUUUUGGUAGAGGAUUUGCCGAACAAUGGGAGCAAUUACUGUUUUACCGUGGUGGCUACUGAUGCGUCAGGGAAACAAACAAAAAUGCCUGUAUCAAUAACGACGAACACUCCGACUGCAGAAACGACGGAAUGCACAGUGAUUGAGAACACUGAUGAGCUGCACUCACUGAUCUACUUUUAUCAGUAUACUACACCACAAAUAACCGAAACUAUCCAAAUGUCUACUGCAGAACCAAAUAAUCAAACUGGAACUUCGGAAACUGAUUUUUCACCGGGAGUUAUAGAGACGACUUCUUCUUCACCAUUAGAAGCCUCGAUAGUAGUAACUACACAUUCUUCUGCAGCUUCUUCCAACAAAUUUUUGACUUCGUCAAAUAUUCCAGAGUUUGAAGAGUAUUUCACCACCGGUACACCGAGUGAACCACAAACUACAAGUGAACCAUCUUCUGAAACCCCUUCUCUAACAGUCUCUACAAAUGACAUAUUUAUAAUUGAAGAUACCAAAAAUUACACGUUUAGCAGUGCCGAGAUGGUAACAACACCAUCAUCAAUGCCAGAAUCAGAAAUUACUAGCGCUUCUGCUGCAACUCAAACUGAAGUUCUGGCAGCGCAGUCACAGCCAGAAGGGACAGUUACAUCAGUAAAUCCAUCUUCAUCUUCGCUGCAGUCAUCUCCAUUAGCUACAACGACAGAAGUCGAGUCUUCAGAAAGAGAUUUUAGUGUGGUUACUUCUGAACCGAUCACAGCGACAAUGACUGGUUAUUCCACAAGCCGUGAAGGAUUUAUUUCUUCCAGCACUUUACUACCGAGUCCAGAGUUAAGCAGCAAGAAUAUUCUGACACCAGAAUACCCAUUAUCAAUGGAAACCAGCGCCAUUAUGUACGAAACUAGUACAAUAACAUACGAAGCAUCUGUAGCAGAAACUGCUACUACUGAGUUAGCAACAUCUGCCACCGUAGCUUUGCCAACUGCGGCAACACAUACUCUGACGCAAGAGAGCAAUCCGACGGCUACCACAGGCUGGAAUACAGAGUCCACCAGACCGCAGAUUACUUUUCCCGAUAAAACUACUACCGUAGCACCUGUAAUGCUAACAACCAUAGAUCUACCAUUUAAGACUACCACUGAUGUUGAAAGUAUUAAACGGCAGUCUCAGAUGGCUUGCAGGUUAAAAGGAACAAACGCUAUUUGGGGAAUAAUUUGCGACCUAAGUAAAACAGCUAGAGCAAAUGGGUAA